Molecule: messenger RNA, 759 nt
Organism: Diaporthe citri
Lineage: Eukaryota; Fungi; Ascomycota; Sordariomycetes; Diaporthales; Diaporthaceae
Exons: 1
Coding region: 1-759 (252 amino acids)
Source: RefSeq, a predicted model, not a curated record
AUGAGUUCCCCUAUGACCUCUCUUAUCACUGGUGCGAAUCGCGGUAUCGGCCGCGGCUUCAUCCAGCAACUCCUCCAGAAGCCCUUAACGACUGUCAUUGCCGCCGUUCGCGACCCCUCGCACCCGACUUCCAAGGCCCUCGCAGAUCUGCCCAGGGGGACCGACAGCCAGCUCAUUGUCGUCAAAUUGGAUUCUACAGUGGAUACUGACGCCGCCGCCGCCGUGGCUGAACUUCGUGAGCGAGGUGUUAGCUCUUUGGACGUCGUCAUCGCCAACGCCGGCAUUGCUCAGGGCGGUACUAGCGUACGCAACACGUCAGUAGCCAAUACGCAGAAGCAUUUCAGCGUCAAUGCCAUCGGCCCUUUGACUCUUUUCCAGGCCACCGCCGACCUGCUUCAGGCCAGCAAGAGCGGCAGUCCCAAGUUCAUUGCUGUGUCGACCGUCAUUGGCUCGAUCGGCUCUCAAGAGAUUUUCACCAACUUUCCCAAAGUUUCCAGCCCCUACGGAGCGUCCAAGGCGGCCCUGAACUGGUUCAUCCGCCUUCUUUCAUUCGAGGAGCCCUGGUUGACCAGCUCGGUCUUCCAUCCGGGACUGGUGGAAACGGACCUAACUUCUGGCGGGAGUAUGAACUUGAAGGCAUUGGGCGCCAUCUCCGUGGAGACCAGUGUGGAGGACAUGCUCAAGGCUAUUUGGAGCAUUGAGCCAAAGGAUCUCAGUGGGACUUUCUGGAAUCACGAUGGUACCAUCAUUCCCUGGUAA